This is a messenger RNA of Eriocheir sinensis (Chinese mitten crab), 2587 nucleotides long. Its product is annotated as D-3-phosphoglycerate dehydrogenase-like. Bases 247 to 1848 code for a protein of 533 amino acids. Gene Ontology annotation, biological process: L-serine biosynthetic process. Lineage: Eukaryota; Metazoa; Arthropoda; Malacostraca; Decapoda; Varunidae. Gene Ontology annotation, molecular function: phosphoglycerate dehydrogenase activity; NAD binding. The transcript is spliced from 8 exons. The record is from RefSeq and is a predicted model, not a curated record.
CUUCACCAUUGCCUCCCACCCCUCCCACCUUCCCCACCUCUCACCGGCCGUAUAUAAAUACGCUGUUCACAGUAGUCUACCAUUCUCUGAGGUUCCUGACGCUGUGUAGCACCUUCGCGCGUGGCUCCAACACUCCGUGUAGCGACUCCCCAGACAGUGAGGAGCUGACCCCGAACUACCCGAGUACAGUUACCACUGGUGGCGCGCGUACAAGUCUUACCUGUGGACGGAGGUGCUGACGGCGACAUGACUACCAUAGAGAAAGUUUUACUCCUGGACGGCGUGGACCCGGUGUGCGGGGAGGUCCUUCGGGAGGCCGGCAUCUCAGUCACUACACGUGGAAAACUCACAAAGGAAGAGCUCAUCAAGGAACUAACGGAUUAUGACGGCGUGGUGGUGCGCUCUGCCACGCGCGUCACAGAGGAGGUGCUGGUGGCGGGCGGCGACCGGCUGCGGGUCAUCGGACGGGCGGGCACCGGAGUGGACAACAUCGAUGUGAAAGCGGCCACUCGCAGGGGCGUCAUCGUCAUGAACACCCCUGGAGGUAACACCCUAUCUGCCGCUGAGCACACCUGCGCCAUGGUGUGCGCACUAUCUCGCUCGCUGCCCCAGGCCUGCGCCGCCCUCAAGGACGGCCGCUGGGAUCGCAAGACCUACCUGGGCUCCGAGCUGUACGGCAAGACCCUCGCCAUCGUGGGUCUGGGCAGGAUAGGGCGAGAGGUCGCGAAGCGAAUGCAGGCUUUCGGCAUGACGACCAUCGGGUAUGACCCCAUGAUCCCGGCGGAGGUGACGGCCGGAUGGGGCGUGGAAUCCUUGUCCCUGGAGGAUCUGUGGCCACGGGCAGACUACAUCACCGUGCAUACCCCGCUGCUGCCCCAUACCAGGAACCUUAUCGGCGAGAAGGUCUUCACCGUCUGCAAGCCAGGCGUGCGCGUGGUGAACGUGGCCCGCGGGGGCAUCGUGGACGAGGCCGCCCUCCUGAAGGCACUGGACUCCGGGGCGUGCGGUGGCGCUGCGCUCGAUGUUUUCUUGGAGGAGCCACCGACGGAUUUGACUCUCUGUCAGCACCCAAAGGUGAUCUGCACCCCUCAUCUGGGUGCCAACACGGUGGAGGCCCAGAGACGCGUGGCGCUGGAGAUCGCUGAGCAGAUCGUAGACAUGGCAAAGGGACGGCCAAUGACUGGCAUCGUCAACGCCCCAGCGCUCACCAACGCCAGCAACGAAGCUUUCAAGCCGUGGAUCGAGCUGGCCCAGGCCUUUGGAUACCUGGUCAAUCACCUGUCCAAAUCUGCCGAUACACCUUCACUCAGCAUCAGCGUGGAUCUUUACGGCAGCGAGGUUAGCAAGAUGGAAGCCUUCCUUGGCUCCGCCGUGCUGGUAGGGCUGCUCAAGGGCAUGACGCAGAACGGCAUCAAUCUGGUGAACGCGCCCAUGCUGGCCCAGGAAAAGGGCGUCUCCCUCUCCAUCACCGCCCACCAUAACGCCGUCCCGCCCGUGCUGGCAGCCUCUCCUGACGCUGUGCAAGUCAAAGUCGAGCGGGGUGGCAAUUCUCACAUCCUUCUCGGUAAUGCUGCCUCCGGCCAGGCGACGUUGUACGCCCUGGACGGCUGUGUGUGGGAGUCGGGUCUCACGCUGGGCCGCAACAUGCUCUUUUUCUCCGCCUCUCCCACCGCCUCUCCACUGGCAGCUAUCGCCACCCAACUGCUGGCGGAGCGCGCGGCCGUCACCUCCCUCCUCUCCUCCGCCCCAACCAAAAAAGAGGUGUGGUACGUGGCUAGGACCGAGGAGUCGGUCACCCUUCCUUCGGGCAUCCCAGGAACGCAACUCAUGGCUCAGCUCACUUUCUAAGACCCUUGCAGCACGACGUCGUAGUCGACCAGUUGUGGCAUCCUACCUAGUGAAAACGAGAAUCCCCUGCAAGGCCGCCGUCACCGGGACCUUGCGGGAGUGGCAAGGGUCCCACGAGUGGAUACUGCGUCUCUGUGUCUGUAAGGGAUGGGAGGCCACCACACCUUUGCCGUCCGUUGACCGACAUUUUUUGGCGUCGCAGAACGGGCGGACGAUGUGUUAAAUGUUUUGUGUACAAGAGGGACGACACAUUGUGAUUCCCUAAUUACAUAUGUGCACUCAGACAUUUACUGUUUACUUAAGUAUGAAAUGAGCGAACUUGGCUUCCCUUCAUAAGUAUAUCUCAUGUCAUGUGAUGCGUAUGAUGCACAUAACACUCCAUUGCUAACAUAAUUUCACGAACAUUGUUGUCACUAUACACCACAUGUAAUCAUUGCAUAUAAUAUAUUUUUCUAUAUACCUGUAUGUUAAUCUUAUAGAGUGCAAAGUACAAAGCAUUUUCUCUACUACAGUUGAUGCUUGCAAAACUUUAUAUUUGUAUUGCAGAUGCACUUUUCCGGAUUGGAUUCUGGUUUGUGAUCGAAUGUUUUCCUCUUUCUUCUCGCCCUCCUCUUUCUCUUCCUCCUUCUCCUAUCUAUUUUGCCGAGGCUCUGAAAUUUACCCCUGUUAUGGUUUGUCAAAUCUUUAUUUGUUACAUUUACUAUUACUCUUCAAUAAAGUAUGCACCCACCGAAUGACA